Messenger RNA from Fragaria vesca subsp. vesca, 2144 nucleotides. RefSeq lists its product as uncharacterized. Lineage: Eukaryota; Viridiplantae; Streptophyta; Magnoliopsida; Rosales; Rosaceae. Bases 75 to 2042 code for a protein of 655 amino acids. Gene Ontology annotation, molecular function: zinc ion binding. The transcript is spliced from 2 exons. The record is from RefSeq and is a predicted model, not a curated record.
AGAUACUGGGUAUAGGGAGGUUUGAGCUGACAUAUGCUAUCCCUGAGCAUCCCAAUUGUUUGCUGCAAUCGGAUAUGGAUCUGCGCAUGAUGUUGAUGUGUCUACAAAUGUUAAAUACUAGGAUUGUUGAUAUAUCAGUGAAGGAUCAUGUGAAUUCCAAUACUGAAGGCGCUGGUCAAAAUCAUUCAGGAUCUAAUAUUGUGCCUAUUCAGACAGCACGGUCAACACCUAUGUCUCGCACAGUUGAAAGUCAGAGUGCCACUGGUGACAAUGAACCCUUGGGAAAUUCAACAUCACAUGAAGAUAAAUAUUUGUCUCAAAGUUGGCGGGAAUAUAUUAGUCAUGUUGGUCAGAAAUUUGAGGGAGGAGUAACUGAAUUCCGUAACAAGUUGUGUAUGUAUGCCAUUGAGAUGGGAUUUCGUUUUGUUUACACAAGGAACGAUAAGUUCCGUGUUGUUGCUGAAUGUUUUAAGAAGUCAGAUGGAUGUAGAUGGAAUAUACUUGGUGCCUUAUGUCAAGAAAAUGGCUAUUUCUAUAUAAGGAGUUUGAAUAAAGUUCAUACAUGCACGAGUUGUACAGGUGGGCCGAAAAGUGAGAUGAUAAGUUCAAGGAUCAUAUAUUCUGUUAUUGUGGAUCAAAUCCGUGAAAAACCAACGAUUAAACCAGCAGAUAUUGUCAAGGAUUUUAAACAACUAUAUGGUCUUGAUAUAUCGUAUCAUAUUGCGUGGUAUGCGAAAAAAUUGGCCAAGAGAAAAGUUCAUGGUGAUGAAUCCUUGUCUUAUCAUCAGUUGGUUUGGUAUAGAGACGCUUUAAUGUCUACCAAUCCUGGAUCACAUUGUGUUUUGGAGUCUGAUCCUGAGACUUCACAUUUUCAGAGAUUGUUUGUUUGCUACGGUGCUUGCAUUGAGGGAUUUCAAUGGUGUAGACCCCUGUUGUUCAUAGAUGCUAUUUUUCUGAAAAGCAAAUAUAAGGGACAGCUAAUAGGUGCAACUGGGAAGGAUGGAAAUCAAGGAUAUUAUCCUUUUGCAUUUGCGAUCGUGGACUCAGAAAGCGAUGAAAACUGGAGCUGGUUCUUUGAGAAUUUAGCAAAAGUUUUGGCUCUGGAAGGCAGGACAAUUACAUUUGUAUCUGAUCGGAACAAAGGUUUGAUUGAAGGAGUAUCAAAUAUAUUUCCAACAUCGCAUCAGGCAUUUUGUUUGGACAGUUUGAAAAAGAAUCUCUUUUCAAUAUAUGCUACCUCUGCUAAAUUUUUCCAAGAACGAAUGGUUGAUCUUUUGAUGCAAUGCGCAUAUGCUCCAACGGAAGCUGCCUUUGAGUUUAAUUUGAAAAACUUAAAAGAUGAGGGCGGUGCUCCUAUUAAGACUUUUCUUGAAGAUCUUCCGAAGAAGAACUGGUCAUAUGCUUAUUUCAAAGGAAAUGGAUAUGGUGAGUUAUGUAACAAUGUGUCUGAGUCAUUUACUUCUUGGGUUUCUGAGCUAUGGCCGCUUCCUAUCUGCCAAAUGGUUAAUGGUAUCGGGAUUAAGCUCAUGGAAUUAAUAGCUGAAAGGAAUCAUGAAGCAGAAGAAUGGAGUUCUGUUUUGUGUCCUGAGAUGGAGAGAACUUUGAUUGUGGGUAAGAAUUGGAAUGUUACUUGUUCUAGUGCCUCUGUCUUUGAGGUGCAUGCGGAGGGCACUGUUACUGUUGACUUGAGUAAUCAUAUUUGCUCUUGCCAUGAUUGGCAAAGAAAAGGCUUUCCCUGUGCUCAUGCACUUGUUGCAGUUCAAAAGAAUUCUGGCUGCAUUUAUGAUUAUGUUAGCGAUUUCUUCAAGUCAAGCUACUUUAGAAGUUCGUAUGCAACUCCUAUUUCUACCAUACCCGACAUUGAGAAUGAAAAGCAUGAAGAUUCAGACAACAGGGUUAUCUUGCCUCCUCAUUCCGGGAAGUCUACAGGUCCGAUGGCUAAAAAGCUUAAAUCUGUUGAUAGAUUACCCAGGGCAAUAACAUGUGGUCGGUGUGGUGAAGUUGGACGACAUAACAGGAAGACGUGUGCUGCGAAUGUUUGAUUUAGGUUCUUAUCAGUUCUGUGCAAGUGUUGAAAGAAUUAUGAUUAGGUGUUGAACAUUUUGUUAAUAGGGACUACUCAAAUUUUGAAAAGUUUCUGACCA